Caenorhabditis elegans is the source of this 1000-nucleotide messenger RNA. NCBI's taxonomy places the organism in Eukaryota, Metazoa, Nematoda, Chromadorea, Rhabditida, Rhabditidae. The record is from the annotation of a RefSeq genome assembly.
AUGUCUGCUCUUCAAGAAUAAUACCUAAAAAACUACACAUCGUGUCCAAGAUGCAACACGUUUAUGUGCUCUUGGCAAGACGUUUCUUACACGUUCCAUUUUGUAACUGCGUUUUCACUUCCAAUCUACCUAUUUGGAGGUUAUUGUAUUCUAUACAAAAGUUCGAAGGAAAUGUCUUCCUAUCGAGUUCCGCUUCUCAAUUUUCAUGUUUGGACAUGUCUUGUGGAUGUGUUUUUGCAUUGUUGCCUGGCGCCGUAUAUAUUUUUGCCAUCUCUCUCCGGAUUUACAGUUGGCUUGUUUAAUUUUUUGGGUGUUCCACCGAAAAUACAGAUUUGGCUGGUAUUACAAAAUAUGCAUUGGAUGCUAACAUCUACAACAAUAUUGGUAGAAAAUCGAAAAAACGCGAUUCCAUCCAACAAGUUCAAAAUAACUCGGAAAAGUACAAAAACGAUGUAUUACCUUGCAAAAGUACUGAUGGGGACAUUUUAUGCAGCGUCAACCGUACUUUUCUUCCCAGCAAAUCAAGAAGAAGCGCUUUUUGAAGUACUCAGACGGCUUCCAUGUCCUGCGCAAGAAUUUUUCACUGCUUCCAAAAUGUUUGUUUGGUGUAUAGAUAAGGAUUACAUCCCGCUUAUAAUUGCCUUGACAACAAUUUCGUUCGUUCAUCUCGUUCACCUCGAAAGCGACACAAAAAUUGCAAAUUAAAUUUUUGGCAAGCAAUCUACUACAAAUUUUUGUUCCGAUGUUAUUCUUGUUCCCAACAGCAUUCUAUAUUUGGUUUGCUGUUUAUUUUAAUUAUCAUAAUCAAGCAUUAACCAAUUUAUCAUUUGUUUAUUCUUCAAUUCAUGGUUUAAUUUCUACAUUCACUGUACUUAUUAUUCAUUCUCCGUAUCGUCAACAGGAACCAAAACAGUUCGUGAGAAAUAUAGAAAUAUAAUCUAUGAAAUAUUAUCAAAUAAUUCUGUUUUCCCCUUUCAAAUUAAACGUUUUAUGUUCAUAA